Molecule: messenger RNA, 459 nt
Organism: Chrysochloris asiatica (Cape golden mole)
Lineage: Eukaryota; Metazoa; Chordata; Mammalia; Afrosoricida; Chrysochloridae
Gene: CDC42EP5
Product: CDC42 effector protein (Rho GTPase binding) 5
Exons: 1
Coding region: 1-459 (152 amino acids)
Source: RefSeq, a predicted model, not a curated record
AUGCCCGUGCUGAAGCAGCUGGGUCCGGUGCAGCCCAAGAAACGACCGGAGCGAGGCGCGCUGUCCAUCUCGGCGCCACUCGGUGACUUCAGGCACACGCUGCAUGUGGGGCGCGGCGGCGACGCCUUUGGGGACACCUCGUUCCUGAGCCGCCACGGAGGAGGGCCGCCCCCUGAGCCCCGGGUGCUGUCCACGGGAACCCCGCGCUGCUCACCGCCGCCUGCCGUCCCACAGCCCCCCGCGCCCGCGCCUGCGCUCCGAGCGCCCGCUGACCCGCUACUGUCCUUCCACCUGGAUCUGGGCCCUUCCAUGCUGGACGCCGUGCUGGGCGUCAUGGACGCGGGGCGCCCCGGGACCGCGGCCACCAAGCCCGACCUGGAACCCGACGCCGGGACUCAGCACCCAGCAGUCCGCCGCCCUAACGAGGACCUCCAACUGGACGAAGUCAUUGGUCUGUAA